Messenger RNA from Oryza brachyantha (malo sina), 1694 nucleotides. RefSeq names its product BTB/POZ domain-containing protein At2g24240-like. Gene Ontology annotation, biological process: protein homooligomerization. NCBI's taxonomy places the organism in Eukaryota, Viridiplantae, Streptophyta, Magnoliopsida, Poales, Poaceae. Gene Ontology annotation, molecular function: protein binding. The record is from RefSeq and is a predicted model, not a curated record. Bases 15 to 1364 code for a protein of 449 amino acids. The transcript has a single exon.
ACGGAGUGCGAGCCAUGAAGGGAAGCGGGCGCGUGCGGAUCAACGUCGGAGGAAGGGUGUUCGAGACAACGGCCUCCACGCUGGCCAGCGCCGGGCGGGACACCAUGCUCGGCGCCAUGCUCGACGCCUCCUGGAACCGCGGCGGCGAGGGAGGGGGGGAGGGGGGCGUGGAGGAGUACUUCAUCGACCGUGACCCGGAGUGCUUCGCGGUGCUGCUCGACCUGCUCCGCACGGGGGCGCUCCACGUGCCGCCCCACGUCGACGACGGGGUGCUCUGCCGCGAGGCGCUCUACUACGGCGUCCUCGACCGCGUCCGCGCCGCGCGCUGGGGCCCGUUCGACGGGGACCGGCUGCGGCUGGCGGCGUCCGUGGCCGGGAGCGCCGCGGGCGACGGGACGGCCGUCCGCGCCGCGCCCGACGGCGGGUGCUGCGUCGCGCACGGAGGCGCCGUUCGCGUGUACAACUGGGUGAUGGAGGAGCGCCGGCCGGUGUACCUCGACCACGCGCCGGUCAACGACGCGGCGUACCUCGACGAGGCCACGCUCCUCGUCGCCGCGCGGGAGCGCCCCGGAAGGCGCGACGGCGGUGUGGCGGCCUUCUCCGCGCUCACCGGGGACCUGCGCCACCGUUUCCGCGUCGCGCACGAUCGCCAGGCCAGGUCCUUCACCCCCGGGGCGCUCGCCUUCGACCAGAGGUGCAAGAUCUUCGCGAGCUGCAAGGGCCGGUUCAACGAGUACGGCAUCGGCGUCUGGGACUGCAUCACCGGCGAGCAGGCCGACUUCUUCUACGAGCCGCCGGGCUGCGCGCUGGGCGACGCCGACAAGCUUCAGUGGCUCGACGGCACGAACACGCUCAUGGUGGCAACGAUGUUCCCACGGACGGACUCCUCCUUCAUCAGCCUGCUGGACUUCCGGGACAGGAACGUCGCCUGGUCCUGGUCCGACGUCGGCACGCCGGCGUCGCUCGAGGACAAGCACGUGCUCCACGCCAUCGCGAUGGAGGACGGGCGGUCGCUCUGCGUGAUCAACCAGUACGACGACCUCGGGUUCCUCGACAUCCGGAGCAACGCCGCCGGCGUGCGGUGGAGGUCGCGGAGCAAGCUCACCACCAGGAAGAAGAAGGCGCCGCACGGCGAGGAGACGUGCUACCCGAAGCUCGCCGCGCACGGCGGCCAGAUCUUCGCCUCGACGAACGACACCAUCUCGGUGUUCAGUGGCCCCGACCACGUGCUGACGUCGACGCUGCGCGGCAGCGACGCCGGCGCCAUCUGCGACUUCUCGAUCGGGGGCGACCGCCUCUUCGCCCUGCACGACGAGGAGAAUGUGGUCGACGUCUGGGAGACGUCGCCGCCGCCGGUCAUCUGACCAUCAUUUGGAUUGGUCACUGUAACAAGAGCGGAAUGAGAAUGAUCACUGAAAACUGACAGGGAAAUUGGAAGAGUAAACACGUCGUAACUUUGUCGUCAGUUCAUCACUGUUAGAAGUAGAAAAGUUUAAGACUUUUUAAGUGUCACCAAAGUAAGCUUGAUGUAUCCAGAUGGCAAAAAUGGAGCCACCACGUACAGCAUAGAAAUUACUCAUUAGUUAGAGAAAAAGAUAUAUAUCCACUGUUUGAUCUUUUCAGAUUAUAACGGUGUAGUUUAUCAUUAUACUUGUAAACAAAAUGACAUAAUGUUUAUAUGGAGAUAGAAGGAA